Molecule: messenger RNA, 1214 nt
Organism: Daucus carota subsp. sativus
Lineage: Eukaryota; Viridiplantae; Streptophyta; Magnoliopsida; Apiales; Apiaceae
Product: probable aquaporin NIP-type
Exons: 5
Coding region: 234-1040 (268 amino acids)
Biological process (GO): transmembrane transport
Cellular component (GO): membrane
Molecular function (GO): channel activity
Source: RefSeq, a predicted model, not a curated record
AUGAUUAUUGAUCUAAUUGAUUUGUUUACCUAAUAGAGGAAUAUCAACAGUAUCAUUAAUAUAUCUCUUUGUAUCAAUUAUUCUAUCCUUAUCCUGUUUAUCCAUAAUCACGUUUUAUCUUCUACUAAAUGUCUACUCCUAAGCAACUUAAUCACAAUUUGCUUAACCCUCAUAUUGAAAACACAGCAUUUUGGUUGUUUAGAUAUUAAUUUCUACCAAUUAGCUUUCUGAAAAUGACGAGGAAUGAACUAGUACAAGACGACAAUGAUGUGUCAAAGCUAGAGAUGGGAAUCAAAACGUCUGAAUCUGAACCAUUCAGGGGCUUCUUACAAACACCUUACGUAGUGACCCUUCUACAAAAGAUAAUUGCAGAGAUUGUUGGGACGUAUUUUGUUAUAUUUGCUGGAUGUGGAUCAGUUGCGGUAAAUAAGUUGUAUGGUGGUUCAGUAACUUUUCCAGGGAUAUGUGUAACUUGGGGUCUCAUUGUAAUGGUUAUGAUUUACACUGUGGGACAUGUAUCUGGUGCUCAUUUUAACCCUGCUGUCACUAUUACACAGUCGUUGUUUAGCCCAUUUUCCUUUCCCUGGAAAGAGGCGCCUGUGUACAUACUAUCACAACUGGUGGGCUCGCUUCUUGCCAGCGGCACCCUUGCACUGCUUUUUGACGUGGAUCGGAAAUCUUACUUUGGCACUGUUCCAGUCGGAUCUAGUGGCCAGUCGUUAGUAAUUGAAAUCAUCAUUUCUUUUCUCCUCAUGUUCGUCAUUUGUGGUGUAGCCACUGAUAACAGAGCGAUUGGAAAUUUUGGUGGUGUAGCUAUUGGCAUGACUAUAAUGUUAAACGUCUUAGUUGCUGGGCCAAUUUCUGGAGCUUCCAUGAACCCAGCCAGGAGCAUCGGACCAGCGCUUGUUAUUGGUGUAUACGAAGGACUGUGGGUGUACAUUGUCGGGCCUAUAAUAGGAACCAUAGCCGGAGCAUUUGUCUAUAAGCUGCUCAGAUUUACAAACAAGCCACUUUCUGAAUUGUUAACAAAAACCAAGUAGGAUAUUCAAAUUUAAUCGACAAUAAUAAUUCUACGUGUGAUUUGAGAUAGCUGAUAUAUCCGAGUAAUUUUUGGUUAAAGGAAAUAUUUGUAGCUAGUGGUGAAGGAAAUUGUAUGCUUCUGAAUUUUGAUAUGUUUGUUCCAUGGUAUAUGCAAUGUCAUGUUGUCGUGUUAU